Molecule: messenger RNA, 2067 nt
Organism: Saxophila tyrrhenica
Lineage: Eukaryota; Fungi; Ascomycota; Dothideomycetes; Mycosphaerellales; Extremaceae
Exons: 2
Coding region: 1-2067 (688 amino acids)
Cellular component (GO): cytoplasm
Molecular function (GO): calcium ion binding; calcium-dependent phospholipid binding
Source: RefSeq, a predicted model, not a curated record
AUGUCGCUCAGACCAGACGACAGGUCUUCUCGACACAGAGACAGAUCUCGCUCGCGUGACCGUUCGCGGUCUCGAAGCAAUGUCCGCGCGCCAGAAACCACGAAGGCCUCAUCUCCGCCCUCGAACACACCGUAUGGCUACUCCGCUCCACCUCCCGGGUCGUUCGACGAGGCUGGUUCACCGAAAUACGAACUAAGAUCACCCGCUACUACUGGAGCAGAGCGGUCUGACUACUUCCGUCAAGCACCGCCCGCAAGGACGAGCACGUAUCCGCAGCCGUCAAGCCAUUCCAGCGUACCCUAUCCGAUUGAGGACGAUCCAUACGAUGGCCCGCAGGACUACAACACCUACACCCGCUCGAAUACGCUCCCUCGGAUGCCAGCGAUGCCGGACGACGACUUUAUCGACUUGGCCUAUGGGAAUGAUUCACCGCCCAACGGCAGCCGGACUCCCUCUUACAGCAGUCCCUACCCUCCAGGAAGGCCUGCCGAACCGUAUCCGCCAGAGAUCUCUAGAUACCCGCAACGGCCUGAGUUACCUAUUAGUCAGUCAAGGACUUCAUCAUAUACCCGGGAAUAUGGCCAAUCUUCACGGGAAGCGGCGUACCCGCCGAAGCCACAGUAUGAUGAACGCAGGCCUGAACCCGAGGGACGGGCUCGUGAUCUACAGCGAGAGGAGGUCCGACGGAGUUACUCAUACGAUUCACACGGUCGAGAUGCCAACAUCGUCGACAGAACGCCGGCGCGGGAGAAGACGGACUCCAAAUCAAAAAGUGUCCGGCUUUCCGUCGAUACUCGCUCCGGCGGUCUCGAUGCUCCACGCUCUCCGGGUCUGACAGCACGAACGGAUCGACUAUCCGUCAGUGGCAAUCGACCAGACCUCUCAGGUCAAAGCGACCUACCGCCACCCAGCCCGCUUCUCGAAGCAUACCACGGCACCUACCAGCAGCUCUCUCCCAUGCCAAUGGCACUCAGGCCAACCAACGACGAUGACGAACUGGACGCUCUCGAGCCACUAUCUCCUCAAAUGGUCCGCGGCAGCAAGGACAAACUAGCCCAAGACGCAGAGAAGAAGAAAAAGAAAAGCGUCAAAGUCGACGACUACGAAGAAGACGCCAAACGGAUCUCAAAAGCUCUACGGGGCACAAAGCCAGACACCGACACCCUCUGCGAGAUCCUUCCAGGCCUGACCCACGAUCAAAUUAUGCACGUCCGGCGCGAGUACCGGAAGCAGGUGAAAAUUGCAGACCGGAGCGUCAAAAUGCCCAACCACUUGAAGAUGAAACUCUCUGGCAACUUUGGCAAAGCCGCAUACGUGACUGCGCUCGGUCGCUGGGAGAGUGAAGGAUACUGGGCGAACUUCUUUUAUCAAUCGCACAACUCUCGUCGAGAACUGUUGAUUGAGAGUCUGAUGGGUCGGACGAACCGCGAGAUCCUGGAGAUCAAGGAGGAGUUCCGGGACAAGCGAUACGCUGACGACCUGGUGAAGUGUAUGGAGAAGGAGCUGAAGAUGGAUAAGUUCCGUGUCGCCGUGCUGAUGGCGCUUGAGGGGCGGCGGCAAGAGGAGCAGGAUGUUUAUCCGCAGGAAUACAAGAACCGCGAUGUCGAGACGUUGCAUAAGGCGCUCACCGCGAAGCAGGGCGGGGAGAGUGUGAUGCUGGAAAUUAUUGUGCGGAGGAGUGAUGCGCAUCUGCGAGAGAUGAUGAAGACGUAUGAUCGGAUGUAUCAGGAGAACUUCCCGAGGGCGGCGUUGAGGAAGAGUAGUAAUCUUGUGGGCGAGGUCAUAGCCCACAUUCUCAACGGCGUAAUCAACAAACCCGUCCGCGACGCCCUACUCCUUCGACACGCCAUCAAAGACAUUGCCGAGAAGAACAAAGAUGACGAGCUACGCUACGAAUUGCUGAUCUCGCGGCUGGUGCGGUUACAUUGGGACAAGCCGCAUUUGUCGAAGGUGAAGCGCGAGUACUUUCAGAAGUAUGCGAAGCACCUUGAAGUGGACAUUGAGGAUGCCACAUCGGGCGAAUUUACGGAUUUCAUGUGGGAGCUUUGUAAGACGGAUAAAAAGUGA